Molecule: messenger RNA, 372 nt
Organism: Striga hermonthica
Lineage: Eukaryota; Viridiplantae; Streptophyta; Magnoliopsida; Lamiales; Orobanchaceae
Source: the annotation of a GenBank genome assembly
AUGUUGGCCAUCACAGAAGGGUCCCAGCUGAGUAUAUGGGACUUACGAGUGAAAGAGAAUGGGGGUUGUGUGCAUGGAAUUUCGGGUUCUGUUGGAGAUAUUUUAUAUUCAGCGACUGUAUCUUCAAAUGGUUAUGUUGCUACUGGUGGGGCUGACUGCACUGUGACUAUAUAUGAUCCGCGUAGAUGGUGCGCAAUAUCUGGAUGGUUAAACUGCUCGAAAUAUGAGAUAACUGGACUGACUUUUUCAUCAGUCGACCCUAAUUAUAUCUAUGUUCAAGGAGUUGAUUAUGAGGUUCUUUGUGGACAAUGGAAAGAAAGCAAGAAAGCAUUUUCAUUUAGAGGGGACUCAAACUGGCUUGGGUUCAGCAAG